This is a messenger RNA of Anneissia japonica, 2199 nucleotides long. Its product is annotated as zinc finger protein 91-like. The record is from RefSeq and is a predicted model, not a curated record. Bases 1 to 2199 code for a protein of 732 amino acids. The transcript has 3 exons. Lineage: Eukaryota; Metazoa; Echinodermata; Crinoidea; Comatulida; Comatulidae.
AUGUUUAAUCAAAGUGAUAGUUUAGAAACACAUAUGAGGAAUCACGCAGGAGACGAACCUUACAAAUGUAAACAAUGUGGAAAGAAGUUUAGACAAAAGAUGGGUUUAAAAAGCCAUGUAAAGAUACAUACGGUAGAGAAACUUUAUAUAUGUGAACAUUGUGGAAAGAGGUUUGGUCAAAGUUGUACUUUGAAAAGACAUUUAAGGAUGCAUAGAAAAGAGACACCUUAUGAAUGUGAACAAUGUGGCAAGAAAUUUAAGCAUAGCUGUAAAAUAGAAAAACAUUUGGAGAAGCAUAGAAAGAGAAUUAAGAAGAGCUUCAAUUUGAACAUGACGGCACACACAGAAGUGACAUCUUACCAAUGUGAACAUUGCGGAAAGAAGUUUAAUCUAAAGUGUAAUUUGAAAACACAUUUGAGAAUUCAUACCGGGGAGACACCUUAUCAAUGUGAACAUUGUGGAAAGAAAUUUAAGCAAAGUUGUCAUUUGAAACAACAUUUAAGAAUUCACACCGGGAAGACACCUUAUGGAGAGAACAGUAUUUUCCACAGUUCUGAAGAAAGUCGAAAUGAAGGCCAUGGUUUUAUGACGGAUAAUUUGCCAACACUGCAAUCAAAACCACACCCUACAAAUAUCAGAGAAGAGAAAUAUUUGCCAUAUGAAUGCGAACACUGUGGUCAGAAUGUCAAGGACAAAAAUGAUUACUUAAAUAGACAUUUGAAGACACAUGUAGGACGAUACGAAGUUAAAGUAUUGCUUCUGAAAACACUUGAAUGUGAACAUUGUGGAAAGAAGUUUAAUCGUAAAGAAUAUUUGAAAAGUCAUGUGGAGUGUGGAAAGAAGUUUAGACAACAGAUGGGUUUGAAAAACCACGCGAGGAUACGCACUAAAGACAAUCUUUAUAAAUGUGAACGGUUUGGUCAAAGCUGUUCUUUGAAAAAACAUUUAAGGAUGCAUAGAAGAGAGACACCUUAUGAAUGUAAACUAUGUGGCAAGAGAUUUAUUCAAAAUGGUACUUUAAAAGCACAAUGGGCUCAUACUGAAAAGAUGACUUAUGAUUGUGAACAUUGUGCAAAGAAGUUUUACUGUAAAGAACAUUUAGAAAAUCAUAUGGCGAUACACGCAGGAGAGACACACUAUUUAUGUAAACAGUGUGGAAAAAUGUUUAAUCAAAGUGAUAGUUUAGAAACACAUAUGAGGGAUCACGCAGGAGACGAACCUUACAAAUGUAAACAAUGUGGAAAGAAGUUUAGACAAAAGAUGGCUUUAAAAAGCCAUGUAAGGAUACAUACGGUAGAGAAACUUUAUAUAUGUGAACAUUGUGGAAAGAGUUUUGGUCAAAGUUGUACUUUGAAAAGACAUUUAAGGAUGAAUAGAAAAGAGACACCUUAUGAAUGUGAACAAUGUAGCAAGAAAUUUAAGCAUAGUUGUAAAAUAGAAAAACAUUUGGAGAAGCAUAGAAAGAGAAUUAGGAAGAGCUUCAAUUUGAACAAUGAUAUGACGGCACACACAGAAGAGACAUCUUACCAAUGUGAACAUUGCGGAAAGAAGUUUAAUCUAAAGUGUAAUUUGAAAACGCAUUUGAGAAUUCAUACCGGGGAGACAUCUUAUCAAUGUGAACAUUGUGGAAAGAAAUUUAAGCAAAGUUGUCAUUUGAAACAACAUUUAAGAAUUCACACCGGGAAGACACCUUAUGAAUGUGAACAAUGCGGAAGGAAGUUUAGUCUAAAGGGUAAUUUGGAAAUGCAUUUAAGGAUUCACAACGAGAAGACAUCUUAUGAAUGUGGACAUUGCGGAAGGAACUUAAAGCAAAAUGCUAAUUUAAAAACGCAUUUGAGGAUUCACAACGGGGAGACACCUUAUGAGUGUGAACAUUGCGAAAUGAAGUCUAAGCAAAAUGCUAAUUUAAAAAUGCAUUUGAGGAUUCACAAUGGGGAGACACCUUAUGAAUGUGAACAUUGUGGAAAGAAAUUUAAGCAAAGUUGUAAUUUGAAAACACAUUUAUGGGCGCAUAGAAAUUACGAAUGUAAACAGUGUGGAAAGAAGUUUAGAAAAAAGAUUGGUUUGAAAAGCCAUGCGAGGAUACACACAGGAGAGAAACAUUGUUUAUGUAAACAUUGUGGAAAGAUGUUUAGUGAGAGUGAUAGUUUAGAAACACAUAUGAUAGGAACACACAGAAGAAACACAUUACGAGUGUAA